Molecule: messenger RNA, 1578 nt
Organism: Manduca sexta (tobacco hornworm)
Lineage: Eukaryota; Metazoa; Arthropoda; Insecta; Lepidoptera; Sphingidae
Exons: 2
Coding region: 1-1485 (494 amino acids)
Cellular component (GO): membrane
Molecular function (GO): ligand-gated monoatomic ion channel activity
Source: RefSeq, a predicted model, not a curated record
AUGCAUGAUAAAAUCAAAUAUUUAAUCAUCGUGCCAGAUCAUCUUGAGACAGAAUGCAAAGACGAUUUUAUAGACGUUGGGAACAAAGUUGCCUAUUAUGAUGUUACAUUUAUAUUCAAUAAUAACGAAGAAGAAGAUAAUACAGAAACGUAUACAAUUUCGACAUUUAUACGCGAAGUUGAUGAAGCAACGUGUAAAGAAAUUGUACAUGGAUUUAUAAACAUAAAUAAUUGUCAAAAUGGGAUACUUGAAUCCAAUAUAGUUUUUCCUAAUAAGAAUCCAACGAAUAUAAAGAAUUGUCCGUUAAAUAUUGGCAUGGGAACAUUAUAUCCAUUCUCCAUUAUUCAAGACAGGGACAUACUUAAAACUUUUGACAAAUUAAACGAAUCACAAAUAAGAGGAUCGGAUUUGGAACUAGUCAAAAUAGCAGCUAAGCAAUUUAAUGCUACAUUGAACUAUAACUACGUUAGAAAGAAGGAAGAGAAUCCUAUUGGCCAAUACGAUUUUAUACCGUUUAUAAUGAAUGGUAGUUUAGAUAUUUGUGCUGGGGGUUUUUAUAGAAUUUACGGCGAUGUCGUUUCUUACUCCGGCAUAUAUGCCAGACAAGCAGUUAAAUGGAUGUACACCGCAGACAGAAAGGAUAAAUCAUGGCAAAAUCUUGUUCAUAAAGUUAAUGGUCUAUAUAUAUUUAUUAUUUACUACGUCGCAUAUAGUUGUGUUUGGUGGUUGAUUCGUAAAUUUGAUAAGCAAUCUGUGUCAGCCACAACUACUUUGAUUUUCGCUUGGGGUGCGCUUGUAGGAGCCGGUUCACUUCAAGAUACAAGAUCACUAAAGCAAAAAAUUGUAAACUUGAUGUAUUUAAUAAUGUGCCUACAUUUAUCAGCCUAUAUUGCAGCCCAAUUGUACUCAUUCUAUACAAUCUCAGAACCUCCAGAAAGGCUGGAAACGAUCAAUGAUAUAAUGGAAUCAGGAAGACCAACCUAUUUAGUGCCUGUAGUAAAAUACUUUGUGAUUGACGAGAAUUUUAGAAAAUAUGCCAACCAAUCAAAAGAGUGCGAUACGUUUUAUGAUUGCUUUGAAAAAUCUUUAAUAUAUAAAGGCAUGACGUUACUUUUGCACGCAUUUUUUGCUAACUACCAAGCAAAAUCGGCUGUUGGUGAUGAAGCUAGAAUUCUUUGUACUACGCAAAAUGUCCUUACUGUUUAUUACGAAAUGUUAAUAAGAAAAAAUAGUCCAUAUGUAUCUAAAUACCAAGACAUUAUAGUGAGAUUAUUCGAAGCUGGAAUUCCUGAGAAACUCUACAUAGAAGCAAUUGGCCUAACAGUUGUUGGAAGAGCUGAAAGUGCAAGUAAAAAUAUAAUUGCCAACAGUUAUAGUUGUCAGACAGGUUGUACAGUAACUAUAAGACAAUUGGAUGGAGCUUUCUACAUCUGUGAUCAUCUAUCACACAGCAGAAUGUGCUUUCCCGAUAGACAUAGUGACUGAAACAAACAGCAAUCUGAAGUCUAAGCGGCCAGCUAUCAUCGCGAUGAUACCUGAUAAGGAUCCCAUCAUAUCCAGGAGAGGUCACCACCAAGG